Sphaeroforma arctica JP610 is the source of this 400-nucleotide messenger RNA. RefSeq lists its product as hypothetical. NCBI's taxonomy places the organism in Eukaryota, Ichthyosporea, Ichthyophonida. The annotation marks the transcript as partial. The record is from RefSeq and is a predicted model, not a curated record. The transcript has 3 exons.
AUGGCUUUGCUCUUUUUUUUAAUCCGUCGUCUAGUAGGCCAUGUCGGGUCGGGCACUGGCGGGUCCGGCACUGGGAGCGAAAGCGGUACGGGCGACUCCAUCACAUCAGUGCCUGAUUGGGGCAGUGUUACUAAAGUGCCGUUGAAAGAAAGGAGGAGUAGUGUGACCGCAUAUGACGCGAAGAGUCUCAGUGGUACCCAAAUAAACACUGAAGAAAUCGUUUCUCCCAAAGAACCUAAGAAGAGACGGUACAGUCUAGGUGCUUUCUCACUCACGGCCACCCGCACUCCGAGCACUGUGGGCACUCCAGUGACGCAGGUCAACACAUUCGAAAUCACGGAACGUGUGGUGGGUACACCAGACUAUCUCUCUCCGGAACUGCUCAUGGGCACGGGCCACG